This is a messenger RNA of Pelmatolapia mariae (spotted tilapia), 699 nucleotides long. Its product is annotated as polymeric immunoglobulin receptor-like. Lineage: Eukaryota; Metazoa; Chordata; Actinopteri; Cichliformes; Cichlidae. Bases 1 to 699 code for a protein of 232 amino acids. The transcript has 3 exons. Gene Ontology annotation, molecular function: transmembrane signaling receptor activity. The record is from RefSeq and is a predicted model, not a curated record. Gene Ontology annotation, cellular component: plasma membrane.
AUGUGGAGCCUCCAAAACCUGCUUUUCAUCCUCUGCAUUACUCUGAGAUGUGUGACCACUGCAGUAGGGGUGAUCCAUGUGACUGGAUAUGUGGGGAGAGAGGUUAACGUUUCCUGCUCUUAUGAUGAGGGUUAUGAAUCUUAUGAAAAGUACCUGUGUAAGAACGACUGUGGUGACAGUGAUGUUCUUAUUACAACAUCAAACUCCUCGAAAAAUAAAUACAGUAUCCAUGAUGACAAAACAGCACGAAUCUUCACAACGACCAUCACUGAUCUUCAUUCUAUGGAUGCUGGGAAAUACUGGUGUGGAGUGACCAGAACUGGAAAAGAUAUCUACACUGAAAUCGAGCUGAAAUUAGUACCAGACAGCUGCUGUGACACUGUGACCAAAGUUCAAAGUUAUGAGAGAUACUCUGAGUCUGUCAGUUGUCCGUAUGAGUCUCAGUACCAGAACAACCUGAAGUACAUCUGCAGAGGAAAUCAGCCCUCCACAUGUCUGCAGCAGGCACUGAUCAUCUCUGACAACAAACAAAAUGGACGAUUCAGACUUGAUGAUGACAAAGUGUUAGGAACAUUCACAGUGAACAUUAGCAGUUUGACUCAAAAUGAUUCAGGGUCAUACCUCUGUGGUGUCGACAGAAACUCUGAGCUGGAUGUUUUUUCUGCUGUUGAGCUUAAAGUUGAAGGUGAGAGGUCAUAG